Molecule: messenger RNA, 867 nt
Organism: Bursaphelenchus okinawaensis
Lineage: Eukaryota; Metazoa; Nematoda; Chromadorea; Rhabditida; Aphelenchoididae
Source: the annotation of a GenBank genome assembly
AUGAAGUUGGUCGAUACUAUCAAAUGUUAUGUUAGUAAGUACUUUAUUAUAGGCUGGGGAUUAGGGUCUAAUAGGCUUAGUUUUAGGUCUAAAAAUAAGCCUUAAAUAAAAAUUUAUACUUACUGAAGAAUAGAGAAUACAAAGUUGUUAUAUAUUAUAGUUGACAAACUUAAAUUCAGGUAACAAUGAAACAAGUACCAUUACUAACAGUACUAUGGAGUUAAAGCCUGUUGAGUGCUCUGAAGAGUUCACUUGGUGCAUUAUAUCACAAAACUUUAGUUCCAGUAAUAAUUCGACUUCAGUGAAGUUACAGUAAGUCAUUGGAAAAAAGAUUAUGAGACUUUUAAAAGUGGAAGUUGGGUGGAAGAUUUGUAAUGUAUUUUUUAUUUAAAAAUCUUCCACCAAACUUCCACCUCUAAAAAGUGUUAAAUACGCAUUUUUCGGGCGUUUUAAGACUUUUUAAAAAAUGGAAGUUCGGUGGAAGUUUUUUAGUGCAAAUUACAUUACAAAUCUUCCACUAAACUUCCACUUUUUCAACAGCUCUAUUUUAUGACUGGUAGUUAAAAUUCAUGGUAUUUUUUGUCUUGUAAACAAAGUUUUGAACAUUAUCAACCCAAAAACAUCAAUUUCAGUGGCUGUGCCACCCACGAUGACUGUAAACGUGCUGUUAAAGAGUACUCAAGUCAACAGAAUGACGGACCAAAAGCACCACGGAGAAGGAAUAACAAGGGAAUGAGCUUCUUCACAAAUCACAAAACCAAACCGGCUACAGACACUUGUUGUCAACGAGAUUUGUGUAAUGGAGCUGGUAGAACAAUAUUGUCAUACAUUAUGACAUUACUUUGCUUAGGCUAUUUUAUUUUGUAA